This is a messenger RNA of Trichoderma reesei QM6a, 6946 nucleotides long. RefSeq lists its product as hypothetical. NCBI's taxonomy places the organism in Eukaryota, Fungi, Ascomycota, Sordariomycetes, Hypocreales, Hypocreaceae. Gene Ontology annotation, cellular component: nucleus. Bases 328 to 6792 code for a protein of 2154 amino acids. Gene Ontology annotation, biological process: regulation of DNA-templated transcription; signal transduction. The record is from RefSeq and is a predicted model, not a curated record. Gene Ontology annotation, molecular function: transcription cis-regulatory region binding; DNA-binding transcription factor activity, RNA polymerase II-specific; zinc ion binding. The transcript is spliced from 7 exons.
CACAGAUCCUCACGCCCUUCGAUACCGAGCCCAUUGUCGUCGCCGAGCUACACGGCUUCCUCGCUGACCACGCCCAGUCCUCCUUGGUCGAGUGCUGCCACAGGCCACAGGCGUCCGCCGCCCAUUGACACGCGACCUCCUGGGAAUACGACCCCAUCCUCUGCUGGACACACCACGUUCUACUCCGACUCGUCCAGCCCCUCCAGCCCAGACGAGGAGAGUCCCAGACCAUCUCCCAACGCCGCCCCGAAUGAUACCCGAAACUUCCAGAGACCUCUGAACCCGAAGCCUACUGAAGGCUCGUCGAGCAAGGCUCCGAGCUCAGCAAUGGCUAGUGCGACGACAUCCACCGCGGCCGGCGGUGCUGCUGCAGGCCUGCCUCGCAACUCCUCCAUCGACAGUGCCAUUUCUGCCGCCUCUUCGAGCGCGCAGGCGAACAACGCCGCUCAAGCCCAAGCAAAUUCGGAAGAGAUUGCGAAGUUGAUCACAACUGCCGGAAGUCCCGAGGCUGUGAUCCAGUACCUGCUCAAGGAAAAGCAGUCGCAGGCGCAACAGAACAGCCAGCUAUGGCGUCUGGUGGAUAAACAGAGGGCCAUGAUCCUGGGGCUGAAUAAGGACUUGGAGGCCGCCCUCAAGGACAAGGAAAAGUACCGGAAAAAGCUGAAAGAACUGAUGGCGAAUCCCUUGUUACUAAAGCCAUCCGGUAGCCAGGAUGACAAGAAGACUGCAGAUGCGCACGACGAUGCACUCCUGCUGCGCCAGGAAGUCGAGUCGCCAAAGGAACCCCCAGCACCAUUGCCCAACACCCCCAAGCUGGAUACCGAGAGCCUGGGCUCGCCGGUGGACAUGGCUCUGGCUCCCUACCCAAUAACCCCUCCCGCAGACCGAUUGCAUGCACCUCCUUCAGCUGUAUCUGAGCUCUUGAACCCGACGGAAACGAUGCCCGAGCCUCAGGAAUAUGCUCUGGACCAUUAUGACCACGAGGCAGAAGAGCAGGCCGAAGAUAAGGCGCGGAGAGAAAAGAACAAUGAACAGCUGAAAAAUAUACCGUUCGAUACAUCGCUGCCGCCAUCGCGCAGCCUGCCGAGCCACCCACCCCAGAAGCCGCCGCCGAAGCCUCCCGCCGCCGACGCUCCUCCGACCGUGACGAUCAUGGGCCCCACGCCACAGCCAGACGAAGGCCUCAGCAAGUUUCCCUCUCCACCGCGGAAAGCACCCCCUGCGCCUCUCCAGCUCAGACAGGAGAUUCAACGCCAUAUGGACUCUUCUAGCGCUGUUGAAGAUGCCGAUUCCGAUUACGACGACAUCUCUGAGGUUGACGAAAUCCUUCCAGAGAAGCGUGGCCGCCGACGUACGCGCGAGGAAGACGAUCGCGAGCGUGAGGUGAUUGCCAUCCAGGAGGCAGAGGCGCGAAGUGUCUCUAAGCAGCCUGAUGCCGGAAAGGGAGAGGCUGCCAACUCUAAAACCCCCUUGAGCCCUGCAUCUGUGCCGGCCAGCUUGCAGCCGGGGAUGCCAACCGCGUCCUUGGAUGCUGUGCUCAGCGGAGCCAAGCCAAAGGAGCUGACCGCUCCCGUCCUCAGUCCCGGCUUGCCUGCAAGCCCUAGGCCGUUCGGAAACCCCAAAAUGACACUCGGCAACCCCCCGUUGUCUCCAAGAGGGGGUCCGUUAUCGCCUCGGCCUCCACGACAGGCCAUCCCCAUGCCGCCUGGCACGCCUCUGGUGGUGCCGCCCACUGCGUCACUCGGCGAUGGAAAUCCGCUGAAGAGGGCGAUGGAGGCCGGGGACUAUUCAAAGGGCGCGUCGAGCCCAGUGGAAAGGACGGCCAUUUAUAGAGGCUUGGUGACUGAUGAGUACCCCGAUCUCUUACUGCCGCCAAACGCGUUGCCAUCCAUCGCCAUAAGGGUUGCAUCGUCCCGUAUGAAGCCAUCCAGAGCAAGCCUCUUGUCGUUGACUCAGCUCGAAGAGGAUCCGGUGUUUACGCUUGCCAUCAUUUCGCGGGCUGACGGGGGUGAGCUAUGGCGCGUAGAGAAGGACUCUGCAUCUUUGGCCAAGCUAGACCAACGGCUGAAGCAGUGUCCUGCGUUUACGGCCAGAACUCCGGACAGGUCUUUGUUUACCGGCCAUGCCCCCGCCAAGAUCGAUGCCCGCAGAGCCGUGCUAGAUCAAUACAUGGACGAGCUUCUGAAUACGCCGCUUGACACCCCAACGGCCCUGGAGCUCUGCAAAUACCUGUCGAACCAUACCCUGCCUCCCAACGCCGAUGAGACUGGACAAACGUACAAGCCAAAGGAUGACAACUCUUCGAUUCGAUCAGAUGGCCGACCCACCCGCAAUGGUUAUCUCACCAAGAAGGGGAAGAACUUUGGCGGAUGGAAAUCACGUUUCUUUGUUCUCAACGGGCCUCUUCUGAAAUACUAUGAAACUCCGGGCGGCGCGCAUCUCGGCACCAUCAAGCUUCAGAACGCUCAAAUCGGAAAACAAUCGCACAACAGCGACGCCAAUACCCCGACGUCCAACGGCAACGACGAGGAGCUGGACAGUCAAUAUCGCCACGCUUUCCUGAUCCUCGAGCCUAAGAAGAAGGACUCCAGCAAUCACGUCAAGCAUGUCCUGUGCGCCGAGAAUGACCGAGAAAGGGACAUCUGGGUCGAUAACCUGUUGCAGUGGAUUGACUACCGAGAACCUGAGGAGGAUCAACAUGCGUCUAGACCAACUGUGCACGAUCGGCAGACAUCCGGAGACCAGCUCAACAGCGCCGGCAAGUCCAGGAAGGGAAGCAAAGCAGGCCAGCAGCAGCAUCAAACGGCGGGUUCAGACACGCUGAUUGGAGUGAGAUACGACUCUACUCACGCUGGCGAUGCGCCGCACCAGGGCAACCACGGCAACCGGCCAAAGACAGCCGGCAGCCAAGGCGAGCAACACCACCAUGCCAGCACGGAUUCGCACUCAAGGCUCAUCUCCGCGCCUAAAGAUCCCCAAGUGAUUUCGGACGCCUCGUCGUGGGGAAGCAAAAUGAACUUAGCGGCGCCGCCGCCCGCACCGGCUCCUUCUCACGAUGAGAAGAAGCAGCGAAAGCGAAGUUUCUUUGGCUUCGGUCCCAAGUCACGCACUUCGUCGGAUGGCCAGGAGUCCAUGUUUGGAGGCAGCGAAAGCGGCUCUGGUGCGACUCCGCCACAGAACGGCUACCACGGCCCGGUGCGCCAUGUGUUCGGUGCGCCCCUGGCAGAGGCCGUGCGGUACAACCCUCCGGUGGACGUGGAUGUGCCCCUGCCCUCGGUUGUCUACCGCUGCAUUCAGUAUCUGGAGGCUCAAAACGCGAUCCUUGAGGAGGGCAUUUUCCGGCUUAGUGGCUCGAAUGUCGUCAUCAAACAGCUUCGAGAGCGGUUCAACAACGAAGGCGACAUCAACCUGGUUACGGACGAGCAUUACUACGACAUCCACGCAGUGGCGUCUCUCCUGAAGCUAUACCUGAGGGAGCUUCCCACUAGCAUCCUGACGAGAGAUCUCCAUCUGGAGUUUAUGUCGACGACGACGGAGAUCACGGACAAGAGCGAAAAGAUGGUGGCUUUGGGCGAGCUUUGUCAACGGCUGCCCCAGGCGAACGCAACGCUGCUCAAGUACCUGAUUGCGUUUUUGAUCAGAAUCAUCAACAACUCCGACGUCAACAAGAUGACGGUGCGGAACGUGGGUAUCGUCUUUUCGCCGACGCUCAACAUUCCUGCGCCUGUCUUUGCCACGUUCCUGCAAAAUUACGAGGCCAUCUUUGGAGUUGAUCCGGAAGAGUACGAGCUCCCUUCUCCCGUCUCGGAGACGGGAAGCCACGGUCGAUCGGAGUCUACGCCGCGCUUUGACCAACCGCCGGGUCGUCCGUCCACGUCGUCCGGCAGCGCCUCUCCCCGGCAUCAGCCGUGGGGAGAUAUGCGGGAUCCGACUAGAUCGACACCGACGCCUCCUCUGUUGAUGAACCUGGGCCCUGCUCGCGGGUCACCAACACCGCCCGCGGCGUCUCGCCACAGUUAUGAACCCUCUUACCUCACGCAUCCGAGCCCCAGGGCAGUCUCCAACCCGCUGCAGGACACGAGCGGCGGCUCGGACAGCCAUUUCUCACAGCCACCGCACCGAGCCAGCCCUGCAUACGAACGAUCCCUGCUCCCCGUGACUGCGGAAGACCAGACAGGAAACGCAAACCUUGCUGCCGCCUCGUUGCGCGGGCGAGACAAUGCCGACACGCCGUCGUCGUCAACGGUGGGCAGCGGCACGCCGCAGUAUCACCACCAGCUGGGCGCCGCAGCCGGAGCCGGAGCCGGAGUCGAAGAAGCUGGCGUUGCACCAGGAGCGUCAUCGUCAUCAGCAGCAGCAGCUUCAGCAGGAGGAGGAGGAGGAGGGGCUGCUGCUGCGGGCGAGGGAGAUGCGAAAAAGUCGAGGGCGUGCGAGGCCUGCCGCGGGCUCAAGGUGCGCUGCGAGCCGGACGCCGUCGAGGGCGAGCCCUGCAAGCGCUGCCGCAAGGCCGGCCGCAGCUGCGUCGUCACGGCGCCCACGCGCAAGCGGCAGAAGAAGACGGACAGCCGCGUGUCGGAGCUGGAGAAGAAGAUUGACGCCCUGACGGCCAGCUUGCACGCCCGAGCUGGCGGCGUCGUCGUGCCGGGUCUGAUGAGUAGCAACAACAACCCGCCGGUUGGGCAGCCUCAUCACCCCCAGCCUCAGCAUCAUCAACAUCCUCCACCUCAUCACCCUCAUCAGCCUCAGGCGCGGCAUCAGUCGGAUAUGUCCUCGCCAUGGACUGGAGGAGGCAUGGAGGCGUCGCCAAUGACGCAGUCAGCACAGACGCCGCCCACGCGGACACCGCAGGACGACGUAUCGGCGUUUCAACCGCCCAUCGUCAUGGCUGGCCAGAAGAGAAAGGCGCACGAUCGCGAGGGGCCGAGCGGCGACGACCACAAGGCCAUGACGCCGUCGACCAGCUGGUCGGGCUUCUCCAGGCCCACCGAGGGCGACAUCGUCGACCGGGGGCUCGUCACCAUGGAGCACGCUACGGGCCUGUUCAACAAGUACAAGGAGCACAUGGUGCGGCAUCUGCCGGCCGUCGUGUUCCCUCCCAGCACGACGGUCAUGGAGCUGCGCAAGACGAAGCCAACGCUGUUCUUGGCCAUCAUGGCCGCCGCCACGGGCGAGAACCACUCGCUGCAGCGCGUCCUGCAGCGCGAGCUGAUGCAGCUGUUCGCCGAAAAGGUGAUUGUCACGGGCGAGAAGAACCUGGAGCUGGUGCAGGCCUUGCACGUCGCCGUCAUCUGGUACUGGCCGCCCGAGCACUUUGAGGAGCUCAAGUUCUACCAGCUCGUCCACAUCGCCGCCGUCAUGGCCAUCGACAUUGGCCUCGGCCGCAAAGGGGGCUCGAGGCGUGGCCCGCCGCCUUUCCGUCGCAACCCGCCGCCCGAUCCCUGCAGCAUCGAGUGUCGCCGCACCUGGCUGACGUGCUUCUUCCUGGCCCUCAACACGUCCAUGUCGCUGCACCGCCCGAACCUGAUCCGUUGGACGCCCUUCAUGACGGAGUGUCUCGAGAUUCUCGAGUCGUCGCCCGACGCGGCGCCCACGGACAAGUACUUUUGCCACCUCGUAUGGACGCAUCGCCUGGCCGAGGAGGUUGGCUCGCAGUUUUCGCUCGACGACCCGUCGACGGUGGUCAAUAUCACCGAUGCUCGGACGCAGUACGCGCUGAGGGCCCUGGAGAGGGACCUCGACAAGUACAUUGCGUCGAUUCCUAAGAAUAUGAUGCAGCGUAAGUCCUCCUUUUUUCUUCUUAUGGCCCUUCAUUCCGACUCGACGGGGGACAAUUGGCGGCCGCCCUUCAACACAGAAGCUCUCAAAGAUGGCAUCGUCAACUCCGAGCCCCUAUCUGCCGCCCACAUCAACGCGCUUUCAGCCUGCCUAACGGCCAUUGAUGGCAUCUUCAACACCUUUCUGUCCAUGGACGUCACGAGCAUCCGCUGCCUGCCCGUCUUCAACUUCAUGAGAGUCGCGUACGGAGUCGUCAUCCUCAUCAAGAUGUACUUUUCCGCCUCGAGUCCCGGCUCGGAAAUGGGCAAGGUGAUUCACAAGGACAACAUGCGAGUCGAGUACUAUCUCGAGGCCCUGCUCGACAAGUUCCGGGCCACGGCCGCCGACAACAAGUGUCGCCCUGCCGCCAAGUUCCUGGUCGUGCUGGCUAUGCUGCGCAGCUGGUUCUUCAAGCAGGGCAAGGGGGAAGGGGGCGGAUCAGCGGCUUCUGACGAUGGCGCUCAACACAUGCAGCAACAACAACAACAACAACAACAACAACAACAACAACAACAACAACACUCGCGCCAACCAAACGUCAACACUCCUCUCCAGCUCCUCUCCGAAGUCGCAACAACAGGCCGAGACGGCGGCACCGCAUCCCGCCUCUUUGCCAGCCUCAACGGCGCCCACCAGCACCACCCCCAGCCCUUCUUCCACGACUCCGUCUCCUCAACCACCGACUCGGCUCCCGCUCCCGCCUCCCAAAUGCCCGGCCCAUCACCCUCCUCCACAGACCUCGACUCCGCCAUGGCCCCCGCCUUCCCGCCCUGGAUGUCCGCCGCCCAGCCCAUGCUGCCCGCCGACCUCGACGUCGUGGCCGGCGCCCUGCCGACCAACUUUGACAUUGAGGGCUUGAACCUCGCGGCCUCCGACCUCCAGGACAUGUACGAGAGCGGGGCCAAGAUUGUCAUGAACGAGCCCUGGUUCACGGAUGCGUUCCAGGGGCUGCCCGAUCCGAAUCUGUUUCCCUUUUGAUCUUUGCACACACUUCAAGCACUGCAAAAAGGGGAAGAAUGGCGGAAUUGAACCAUGUGACGAAGAUCUUUCGAGGAGAAUGUCUUGAAAUGGUUGUGUAUAGCUUGCACAUGUAUUACAUGUAUGACGUCGUGGACUGGGAAGAAUAGGGGAU